GGCAUCGAGCACGACUUCUGUGGACGCACGCAUGCCCGACUGGCGCUGGAGGCUGAGGGUUACUCCCUGGAGCCUCCUCACGGCCAGUGCCACAUCUGCCAGCUUGAAGGCUGUAACAACCCGGUCUACUAUGACGAGCGAGAGGACCGCGUGCAUGACUUCUGCUGCCUUGACCAUGCGCACGCCGCGCAGGAGUGGGGGCAGUGGCCCGAAUCGAAUCGAUCUUGCCAAGGGCAUGGAGACCCCAGCAACCGCUGCGCUCUGCCCGGCUGCUCCGCUCCUCGCUAUGUCGACCAUAGGACCGGGCAGGUCCAUGACUUCUGCGGCCGGACUCACGCCAAGCAGGCAGCAGCAAGAGGUCUCCUGUCGGCGACCGAGGCUGGUGUGCCCUUCCAUUGGGUGGAUCGUGUGUUUUCAGGACGCGACGGGCAGCCCAAAUACACGAUCUCGAUGCUGACAAACCACCACGAGAGGUAUCAGGGUAUCAAAGAGCAGUUCCUGUCAAGCUGGACGCAUGCUGGGCCGAAGCCACGAGUUUUGAGGAUCUUUCAAGUACGCAACCCUCAGGAAAUCUAUGAGAGAUACUUGCGGUACCGCGACUUCCUGGAUCGUAACGGAGGAGCGCAUGAGAGGAGAAGGUUCCACGGGACCUCGAUGGCUCCGGACUGUAUGUUCGGACACGACAUCAACUGUGCUCCUUGCAUGAACCCUAACUGCGCAGUCUGCACCAUCUGCGAAACCUCCUUCGAUCUGCGUCAUGCGGGCAACGCCACGAUGGGAGGAGGUGCAGCGAGGAUGGCGCUGAGGUACGGCAAUGGGCUCUACUUCUCCAGGGUGUCCUCUAAGUCCAACGACUAUGCCUCGGGCUCGGAGCGC
Guillardia theta CCMP2712 is the source of this 876-nucleotide messenger RNA. RefSeq lists its product as hypothetical. The transcript has a single exon. The annotation marks the transcript as partial. The record is from RefSeq and is a predicted model, not a curated record. Lineage: Eukaryota; Cryptophyceae; Pyrenomonadales; Geminigeraceae.